AUGGCCAGGUUCCUAUCUCUCGCGCUUUUGGCAGUCCUCGUCGUCGGGGUGGUUACUCCCCUGGAGGCAGCACCGAAGAUGACGCUGUACGAGAAGAACCUGAACGACGUGAUCACCGUCGUCAAGGCGAAGCCCGGUUACAAGGCUUUCGCAUCGCUCGUCGGCGCAAUUCUGAAGCAAUCCCAGCUGAAGAGCCUCGUCCAGCAGAACCUGACCAUCUUCGUUCCCAACGACAAGGCGCUUAACGAAUUCAACCUCACGCAGUACGCGACCGCCGACCUCCUUAAAGUCGUCAAGUACCACGCCGUCAAGGGCACGUACACUUUCGCGCAGCUCCAGACUCUCGCCGCAUCUGGUGGAAAGCUCCAGACGACCUUCAGCCAGCCGAUCGCGCUCACCAAGGCGAAGAAGGGGAUCGGCAUGUUUGGCAUGGAGAAGAUCGGCGCCGCUGUCCUUGAUAAGGACAUCUCCAUUAAGCCGACUGUGGUUGCGCACGGGAUUUCCCGGGUGCUUAAGCCUAAGGGGGCUGACGGCGGGGGUGGCGGAAACGAGCGGAUUGGCGGAGCUCGCGCGUCGGUCGGGGAAGGGGAAAAGGGGAAUGGCAGCGCGGGGGGAGGCGACCGGGGAGGCGGGCACGCGGGGAACGCGGGGGAGGCGGAGGAGGGGGAAGCGGGAAUGGAGUAUGAAGAAAGGUGCCAUGAAUUCCCCAAGGGACAGUGGGACAGGCGCGCUGGCCAUCUUUCUGAGGAAGGCAAUGGUGACAUCACCACAUGUGACUAUAACGAUGCCAGCAUUGCAGCCAACAUUCGCCACAACUGCUUGGCCAAUGGCGUCCCACCACUGCCUCACAUUCGACACACAUGGGGAGAACCGUUUCCCAUUGAGCAGCCAUCAUGGGAUGUCAUCAUUGCCAGUGACAUUCUGCUCUAUGUAAAAGAGUAUCCCAACCUCGUCAAGACCCUCCGCUUCCUCCUCUUCGGCGCUCUGAAGUCACACCAAGCAGUACAAGGCAAAGCCGGUGUGAGAGCAGGAGGGGGAGAAGGGUGUUUGGUUGGGGAGAGAGAGCAGGCAGGUUGUUCACUGGCUGGGCUAGCUGUUUCUAAGGCUGCUAGGGAGACCGGAGGAGGAACAGACGCAGGUGCUCCUAAAAUGCAAGCGCAGGGGAAAGAACGUGAGGGAGGGCGUGGGAAUGCAAGGCAGCGAAUGCAGAAGCAGCAGCGCUGUAGGGAGCAGGCGGCUGCUGAUCUGGCGCUGAGGCGGCCGUGUUUCGUGAUGAGCUGGCGAAGGAGAAUCCCGAGGGAGGAUGAGGAGGGGUUCUUCGGGUUGUGUGAGGGGGCGGGGAUGAGUGUGGAAGAUCUUGGCUCUAGAGUGUUUUGUAUUGCUCCUCUUGCUAAUGAAUGA
Molecule: messenger RNA, 1401 nt
Organism: Closterium sp. Yama58-4
Lineage: Eukaryota; Viridiplantae; Streptophyta; Zygnematophyceae; Desmidiales; Closteriaceae
Source: the annotation of a GenBank genome assembly